AUGGCUGAUCCCAAGUCGAACACUACACCAGCUACCGCCAUUGAUGUAGCCGGUGAAGAUGAUAUCAUGAUACUUAGCGAUGACCCUGUCGACAGUCUGACUGUUGAUGACUUGCCUACCGGGGUUCUCAAGGAUGCCAACAAACAGGCCGCCACCCAAAUCAUCGAGAUCUUCAAGGAGAAGGCCCCCAGUAUGCCCCGCGAGGUGCGCGACAAGAUCCUCAGUCUACUGAAGGAGGGCAUUUUCCACCACAACACGAGUUCUCUUACUGAGCCAUCGUACCACCCUUUGGCUGAAAAGAUGUGGGAUAAACAGGUCAGGGGGCCUUUCUGGCUCAGCAUCACCUACGAGUAUUGGUUCAUUCUAGUAGGCAUCUAUGGACUCGAGAGACUCGAACGCAGUGCGGUCGGAGCGGGUAUCAGAAGUUCUAUUGAGAGACGCUACGGGGGCGACAUCGGCACAGACCUGACCUGGCGAAACCACCCAGUUGACCAGGGGCUGCAUGCACGACACCUCCUGACCGAACUGGCAGUAAAGGUCAGUGAAUGUCAGAAGACUGUAGAUCAACUACAGCGAACUGCAGAUCAGCAGCAGAAGACCAUUCAGAAGCUUGCAGACCAACAGCAAGGCCUUACUGGUCACGACCAACGUGCCUCGCAGAUUGCCGAAGACGACGAUCCAAUGGAGACUUUCGCCGGCUACGACGAAGACGAAGGUGAAGACGACGAUGAAAUGGAGAAAUUGACCAGGCGCUACCUCUUCGGAGAAGAAGAUGAAGACGAUGAUCCAAUGGAGACUUUUGCCGGCUAUGAUGAAGACGAAGGUGAAGACGACGAUGAAAUGGAGAAAUUGACCAGGCGCUACCUCUUCGGAGAAGAAGAUGAAGACGAUGAUCCAAUGGAGACUUUUGCCGGCUACGAUGAAGACGAAGGUGAAGACGACGAAGACGAGGAUGAGAAGGAUAAUUGGGCCACCCAAUACGAAGAUGAUGACGAGGAGGGUAAUCCCUUCGCAUUCGAGUAG
This is a messenger RNA of Fusarium musae, 1023 nucleotides long. RefSeq lists its product as uncharacterized. The transcript has a single exon. Bases 1 to 1023 code for a protein of 340 amino acids. The record is from RefSeq and is a predicted model, not a curated record. NCBI's taxonomy places the organism in Eukaryota, Fungi, Ascomycota, Sordariomycetes, Hypocreales, Nectriaceae.